AUCGAUAUACACAACUAGCUAUACUCACAAAUCGCCAAAAAUAAAUAACAAAACGCAUCUAAACAAUAAAAAAUGAGUUCACCAACGAGUAAGAAUGCUAGUGAAACGAACAACAAUAGCAACAAGCCAAAGAAGUCGGCCAAAACGAAUUCCAAUGCAAAGGGCGGCACCAUGGACACGCGCGGAGAAUUGGCGGACCUAAUCAAGAAGAAGGCAGAAACUUCGGAACAACUGGCCAACCUAGAACGACAGAUUUACGCCUUCGAGGGAUCCUACCUGGAGGACACGCAGCUCUGUGGCAACAUCAUACGCGGCUGGGAGCGCUACCUCACCUCCAACAAGGCAACCAACUCGAAGGCGGACAAACGCAAUCGCAAAUUCAAAGAUGCUGAGCGCCUGUUCUCCAAAUCCAGCAUUACCUCAAUGGCCAUAUGCAAUCCUGAGCGCGCCAGCGAAUCGGAUUCCAUAACGAAUGAAGACUCCAGCGACAAUCAGAUCUCAAUUAACCAGAACACAACAACUGCUCACGAUGGGGCUACAUCAAUUAAAUCUCAGGAUGAAAAGGAUUCGCCGUCCCAUCGAAACGAGUCGGGAAGCGUUGUCGGCUCAAGCAGCAGCAACAAGGACCUACCCAGCACGCCCACCACCAACACAAAAAGCAAAUUAUCAUCUAGCUCCAGUGCGACGGCAAAGAAAAGCGGACACAUUAAUAAGAAAAUACGGCAUCGAUAAUGAGCUCAAUCCAAAGCUUGGAUUAUCGUCGACCGCUCUAAAAAGAGUUUUAAUCGUGUUUUAGCGUUUCACUUGUACAUUUAAAUGAUUAAACUAAAUUAAUCAAC
Molecule: messenger RNA, 839 nt
Organism: Drosophila montana
Lineage: Eukaryota; Metazoa; Arthropoda; Insecta; Diptera; Drosophilidae
Gene: Eaf6
Product: chromatin modification-related protein EAF6/MEAF6
Exons: 4
Coding region: 73-732 (219 amino acids)
Cellular component (GO): NuA4 histone acetyltransferase complex
Source: RefSeq, a predicted model, not a curated record